Molecule: messenger RNA, 2790 nt
Organism: Octopus sinensis (East Asian common octopus)
Lineage: Eukaryota; Metazoa; Mollusca; Cephalopoda; Octopoda; Octopodidae
Product: calcium-responsive transcription factor-like
Exons: 13
Coding region: 250-2496 (748 amino acids)
Biological process (GO): regulation of transcription by RNA polymerase II
Cellular component (GO): nucleus
Molecular function (GO): DNA-binding transcription factor activity, RNA polymerase II-specific; RNA polymerase II cis-regulatory region sequence-specific DNA binding
Source: RefSeq, a predicted model, not a curated record
CGCACACACACAUACGAUAUGCAAACCUAAAAACAUACACACGGACUUGUGCACAUGCGCAUACACAUAAACGCAAACCCCAAAACACAGACAGCUGAAGACACACGUAGACUAUAAGUCCACACAUAUAGACACAGACAGCUACGCACACAGACCUGGCCAGCUACGUACACAUACACACACAUUUUGGCCUCAGUUUCAUCGCCAUCUUGAAGUCGAGGUUUUGCGACGAUUUCGAGGUGACUAAUCAUGUCAGAUGGGGUGCAGAUCUUGUCAUCUGUUCCUGAGUCUCUCUUGACAACAGCCACUGUUCAAGACAUUGGCCAAGGAGAACUGGUCACUUCCGGUACUCCCAUAGAAAUAAUCCACACUUCACCAGAGACGAUAGCAGCACUCUUGCCAAAGAAUGGACAAGCUGUCUGCCAAGAUGCAGAAACAUCGAUUGCUCAUAGUGGAGGUAAUCAAAAUGGUGCACCAACUUUACAGAGUUUACUUGCUACUCCUGUGACAAAUGGUCAACUACAAAUCAUUACAGUUACCUCCCCUGCUCAGGAACUCCUAAACUCAACCCAAUCUGAUGGUGGUGAGAAGGUCUGGCAGGUUGUGCCCAGCUCAGUAAACCCUGAAAUUGCUACAAUUAUUGCUGUAAAUACCAAUAACUUUGAAGUAAAAGCAGAACUUCCAGAUGUCGAUCAACUUGAAAGUAUUGAGAAUUCCGAUUCCAAUGAAGUUUCAGCAACAAUCAGUGAAUCUGAUUCUGGGAUGAUGUUAGUUUCCCCUCUUCCGCAACCAUCACCUCAAUCCAUUCAUUCUCUGCCGCCCAAUUGUCCCUCAUGGGCGGCACGACUUCAUAGUUGCCAGAUGAUUGGCAACUCAUUUCGAGGUUAUGUUGAGAGUGAGAUAGAAGUCGACCUGUUGCUAACUUACCACAAACAACAAACUCACAGUUACUGGGGGACUCGACAGUCUCCAAGUCCUGCAAAACCUUCAACUCGCCUUAUGUGGAAGUCUCAAUAUGUCCCAUUUGAUGGGAUCCCUUUUGUGAAUUCAGGAAGCCGGGCAAUUGUUAUGGAAUGUCAGUUUGGUCCUCGGAGAAAAGGAAACUUGAAGAAGAAACAAGCUGAACAGAAUAAUAAAAAACCUGAAUACACUCAAACCUGUCCUGCUCGGAUUUACAUCAAAAAAGUUAAAAAAUUCCCUGAAUUUACAGUUGAUUUAAUGCAAGAUAAAAGAUCAUUAAAAAUUUCAAUGGACAAACGAUUUCAAGAAUUAAAAUCUUCUUGCCUUGAAAACAUUGGUCAAGAAAGGUAUUAUGUACAACUGCCCACUGAAAAUGCGCAUGAGUUUCAUGCAGAGAAUGUAGAACCAGCCUCACCCAAAUACGAUACAGCUAUUGAUUUAGAGCUUGAAGCCAAAAACAAUGCAUUGUCCUCCCGGUUACAUCCAAGAGUUCAGGAUAAAAUUCGAGAAAUGGUGGCUGCUGGAGAAUCUCGUAUUUAUGUCAUUCGCAAACAGUUACGGAAUUUUGUAACCAAAGAAUUGUACCCAGGGAAUCCUGAUAACAGUCCUGAACGCCAUGAUCUCACACUCUUUCCUACUGUUAACGAUCUGAAGAAUCACAUCCAUCAAGCUCUCAAAGACAUCGGAACUGGGAAACUUCCUUAUACUUCUCCUGCUCAGCAUCUUAACUUGGAGAUAAUUGCCAGUAGUGAUAUGCAAAAUUCUCAGGAUGGUGACAAAAGCUGUGAUAUGACCCAGCUGGGCACAACAAGUGUCUGGAACACUGGUUCUAAUGGAACCAACAACAGUGAUAACCCUAAUGCUGUCCCAGAAACUGUGACAGUCACGUUUACACAGAACCCAGGAGAAGAUGGUCAACACGUAAUCUCUCGAAUCGAGACGCAUUUAAGUGAUGGCACAACACAAGUCUCUACAAGUUUAACACCUGAAACUGCUCAACUACUUUCGAAAAUACAUCCAAGUCUUAUUUCUGCUGGAAGUUUUAUCCAGUUACCAUCAAUUUCAUCUGAUGUGAUGAAUAACGAACCAUUAACUGUCACUUCUGCCAUUGACGAUGAGACGAACAUUUCACAUGAUCAGCAAUGUGAAGAACUUCAUUCAGAGAUUUCUGCUACAGCUCUGUCAUCAGAAUCUGUAACAACUUUACAAGUUGUGCCAGCAGACAGCUCCCAGUAUAUACAAACUGCUGAUGGCACGCACCAAAUCGUUGAGGCAACACAUUUAGUUGAUGGUACUCAGUUGGUUGAAACUGGAUCGUCACCAAUGACGAUUCAUGAAGCUCAUAUAAUCCAAGCAGAUGGCACGGCCAUUGUACAAACGGACAAUGUACAGUUGCUGCCGCCUGGAUUAACAGCUCAAAUAGUUAAUUCUGAUGGUACGGAACCAAACUCAAGACAGUUAAUUACAGUUGCGGUUAAUGGACAACCUGGUUCAUUGGUGCCACUUCACAGUGCCUCUUCAGUUGAGAAAGUUUAGGAAGUUUGACUGUUUCAUUGUUGCUACAGACUACAGUAAUUUUAAACUGUACCAGUUUCAGCAUGGUGAUGGUAGUGAUGGUGGAAGUAAUACAUUUGACGAUGUCAAAGGUCAUCAGUGUUAUGGAGAGAUGAGAGAGGGGUGGGGGUGGAGAGAGAAGUGUUGUUUACAUUGUUCUGUUAGAAUUUGUAUUAUUCUGAGAGUUGGAAGUUGUCCUGCUCAUGCCCCUCCCCCUGGUUUCUGCUAACUGCAGACUAUCAGUGACACACAGACACAAAUCCAUCAACAAACAAC